This is a messenger RNA of Elephantulus edwardii (Cape elephant shrew), 594 nucleotides long. RefSeq names its product glycosyl-phosphatidylinositol-anchored molecule-like protein-like. The record is from RefSeq and is a predicted model, not a curated record. NCBI's taxonomy places the organism in Eukaryota, Metazoa, Chordata, Mammalia, Macroscelidea, Macroscelididae. The transcript is spliced from 3 exons. Bases 1 to 594 code for a protein of 197 amino acids.
AUGGGACUGACCAUCACCGCCACUAUCGUCACCCAGCCUGUGGUGGACACCAACUUCAGCCAGCCUGUGGAGGACGUCAAGCUCAGUGGGCUACCGGUGGACAGUUACCUCAUCCCACUUCUGGCAAAUGCCAAAACCAGCUGGCCUCCAACAGAGAACACCCUCCCUGAGCCCCGGUCUGAGUGGCAGUAUAAUGUGGUCUGCUACAGCUGUUCCUUAGUAAACACCUUCUCUUGUAUCGCUGAGAUGACCUGUGAAAAAGAAGUCAGACGAUGUAUGACCGUCGCCAUUCGUGUGAACUCUCGUGAAGUCCUCAUUUUCAAGAACUGUACAAAAAACUGCACUUUUGUCUAUAAAGAGGAAGAAAUUCCUCCAGCAAGUCCUGGCAGAAAAAUCACAAAGACUACCAAUUUCUAUUUUGUUAAUUGUUGCAAUAGUAUGCGUUGUAAUUCAGGAGGACCCUCCAAUUUUGAGAGAGACAUAGUUGGUGGGCAGACAAUUGAGGAGGACCUUCCUGAAGGAGCUGAGCCCUUUGGGGAAUCAACCUUCCUUCUGAUUUUUGCCUCCAUCCUCAUCAGCAACACUCUGACUUGA